Messenger RNA from Chelonus insularis, 1419 nucleotides. RefSeq names its product GDP-mannose pyrophosphorylase B (gene Gmppb). The transcript is spliced from 5 exons. Gene Ontology annotation, cellular component: cytoplasm. NCBI's taxonomy places the organism in Eukaryota, Metazoa, Arthropoda, Insecta, Hymenoptera, Braconidae. Gene Ontology annotation, molecular function: GTP binding; mannose-1-phosphate guanylyltransferase (GTP) activity. Bases 195 to 1304 code for a protein of 369 amino acids. The record is from RefSeq and is a predicted model, not a curated record. Gene Ontology annotation, biological process: GDP-mannose biosynthetic process.
AUGACUUAUCGGCUAGACUUACGUGGCAAGUGUCAUGUCAAUGAAAAUCAUCAAUAGAACAAGUAGUGUUAGAAUUACGCGUGGCAACUUUUAGCAGCAUCAUUUAAUACACCGAAAAAAUUUUUUGUAAAUUAUCUUUAGAGUAAUUCUUGUCAAAGUAUGUGUUAAUUGUCAUCAGUUUUUAAAAGAAAGAUAUGCCAGAAAAACGCCAAAAAAUGGGCACCCUUCGUGCUUUAAUUCUUGUUGGAGGAUAUGGAACUAGACUGAGGCCUUUGACUCUUAGUAGACCAAAACCACUUGUGGAAUUCGCUAAUAAACCUAUGCUUAUGCAUCAAAUUGAAGCAUUGGUGGAAUCAAAUGUAACAGAAAUUAUUCUUGCUGUAUCAUAUCGUGCUGAGCAAAUGGAAAAAGAGCUUACUGCUGAAGCGGCGAAACUUGGUGUCAGUUUGAUUUUUUCUCAUGAAAGCGAACCUCUAGGAACUGCUGGACCGCUAGCACUUGCACGUCAAAUAUUAACAACAAGUGAUGAGCCAUUUUAUGUACUAAAUUCCGAUAUUAUUUGUGAUUUUCCAUUCAAACAACUUCUUCAGUUCCAUAAAUCACAUAAACGAGAAGGCACGAUAGUUGUGACAAAAGUGGAGGAACCAUCAAAGUAUGGAGUAGUUGUGUAUGGAGACGAUGGAAAAAUUGAAAGUUUUAUUGAAAAACCGCAGGAAUUUGUUUCGAAUAAAAUUAAUGCUGGUAUAUAUAUUUUAAAUCCAAGCGUGUUGAAUAGGAUAGAAUUAAGACCAACCAGUAUUGAAAAAGAAGUAUUUCCUGAAAUGGCAUCAGAUGGACAGUUAUUUGCUAUGGAACUUCCAGGUUUCUGGAUGGAUGUUGGUCAACCUAAAGACUUUUUAACAGGAAUGUGUUUAUAUCUUGCAUCACUGAGACAAAAGUCUCCAGAAAAACUUUACUCGGGAGAAGGAGUUGUAGGCAAUGUAUUGGUUGAUCCUACAGCCAUAAUUGGCAAAGACUGUAGAAUAGGCCCUAAUGUUACGAUAGGACCUGGAGUUACCUUAGCUGAUGGUUGUUGUAUCAAACGUUCAACGCUUCUUCAGUCUUCAACAAUAAAAGAACAUGCAUGGCUAGAUGGAUGUAUUGUCGGAUGGCGAAGCGUAGUAGGAAGAUGGGUUCGAAUGGAAGGAAUUACAGUUCUUGGUGAAGAUGUUAUUGUUAAAGAUGAGCUAUACAUCAAUGGCGGACAAGUUUUGCCACAUAAGAGUAUUGCUUCAUCGGUUCCUGAACCACAGAUUAUCAUGUGACAAUUUUUUAUCUAUAAAUUCUGAAAAACAUAAAAUCUAUGUUUAUUUCAAAUAUUUGAAAUAAAAUUAGAGAUAUUAAAUUACUUUUCAUAUGUAUAAAAAUACGGCUGGCAUA